CCCCUGUCGGGUACCCACCCACAUCGUGGCCAGUGUCGGGCACAGUCCGCGCCCGCGCCUCCUCAAGUCUCAUUUUCUUUGACUUCCGCAGAACAGCCUCGUUUACUGGAGGGAAUUGGGGUCUGCGGGGUAUACGUGAAGUAUCUGUACAUAUAAAUUAGUCCCAGAGGAGCCCCUGCACGACAGCGCCUCCUCGGCGCAAUACACCGGACGUCUCUCGUUGUUAUAAUAGACAUGGCCCCUCCAGUUCUCAGUGCACUACACCCCCCUACAUUUCGCACAACAUUGAACAGCUGGCGUCCACUCGUCGUCGACUCAUGCAAUUAUGGAGCUGAGACCAGACCAUCGUUCGAUCCGUUCUCAUCCAACGCCAGGUCCUUCGACCCCGACGGCCUUGACCAGCUUGCCCUACAAGGCAUCGAUUUCUCCGAUCCAACCGCCAUUAGUAAACUAUUUGGUAUUGAAGGUGUGCAGUCAAAGUCCCCAGUCGAGAUUCGAUUGGAGGCGCGGCAGCGCCGGGACCGCAUAUUCGCACUUCAUGACAGACUGCGCGCCAUCCUUGAGCGCCACGAGGCCACGAUCCAGUCGCGAUGGACCAAGAAAAAAAAGAAGCAGCGUCUCGAAGUCCUCGCCACGGCGUGGGGGCCUGGCAUGGCGUCCGUGCAUCGACCAGAUUUCGACGCCUUCCGUCGGGAGUCCUCCGAGAAGCGGAAAACGGGGGCGACCAAAUACAAAGACUACUACAUGUGGCCCUAUAUCAAUCAGGAGGACUUGGCUAAGCCAAAGACCCUGCUGCUUAUGCUCAAUGCCAGAGGCCGCCAUCACCCGUCCGAGUUUGCUGGCGCCGAUUUCGAAGCAAUGCGUCUCGGCCGGACAAGCGGGGCCAUCACGCCCGUGUUCCUCAACGGCUAUGUCAUGAUCAUCUUCGUCGAAUCAUCAAAUAAAUCCGAAUAUGGUAAGCUGCUUGGAUGGCAUGAGCAUAAGGAUGCAUUUGGCUGGAUGUGCUCUCGGAUGCAAGCUCUACCCGGCGAGGGCCUGUUCGUUCUCGAGGCCCAAGAACGGGUUUUGGACUUCCUGGUGAAAUGCUGUCAGAUUGUUCUACAUGACAUAUCAGCCGAUGACCUGGCAACCAACGCGUUCCCUCUGCUGCCAGAGCCACGGCUGAAGGGCGAAAGGGACGCUGACAGCUUUGAGUCUCUGGCAGUCUUAGCGGCAGAGACACCGUAUCGUGUGCCCGCGCAUUUGGAUCUCGAACGAAUGGUGAACUUACUCCGAGCCCGGGCUUCUGCUGCAGAGGACCACGUAUGGGCCCUGCGAGAAGAUCCAGGGUACUUUGCAGAGCACUUGGCUGAGUUCAAGGAGCAUCGGCAGGAAAUGAUCAGGGAUACAAAGGGCGAUAUCCACCCAACACUUCGACCGGGCAAAGACAGCAUCUUUUGGGCGCGCAUCAUUGGCAAUGCUGUGGCAGGCGCCUAUCUAGACCUCGAGAUAUUUGCCGAGCUCAAGGCGCAGGCCGAGGCCUUGCUGCCAAUCUUCUCAAAAUACUCGGCGAAGCUGUCCCCAGCGGGCGGCCUCCCGGAAGAAUUGCUCGCGCCGAUGCUCAAGUUUCGUCAUUACCUUACCCAGGCGGCCAAGGGUCCGUUGGACGUUCUGAAGGCAUCCGUUCUGGCAUCGCCGCCAUGGCGCAGAUUCUUUGUUCGCGAGCCACCUGCAACUGUCGCGUCGACUGCCAUCGCUGUUGCUUCGAAACCGGGCGUCAAGAUGACAAAAAUUACCGGAGAACUACUCUGGCUUCUCCGCCUGUUGUGCGAGGACGGAAUGGGCCUGCUUUGGAUCGGCCUGCCUGCUGCUUUGGACGAGCUAGAGAGGUUACUUCAGGCAGAGCCCGAGGCAAACGAGCUGCUGACGUCGCACCUUUCUAACGCGGUCAGUACCUUGUCUAUUGUCUCACAAUGCUUGGCUCAACUCGAGCAAUUUCAACCAUGGUCUCGAGCCUUCGACUCAGCUUUGGUUGAUCGAGAGGAUGGCUUUAAGAAGGAAUAUGCUAGGCGCACCGGCUCAUGGGUGAAAAUGAGGUCGGCUGUGGGAGAGAAGCACCUCACUCUGGCCGCAAAGCUUGGCGAUCCUUCUGACAGGAAGUUUGCCUAUCCAUCCGAGAAGCGGCGCACCCGGGAGAUCACAGAGGUAUUGCGUCAUGCAGAGAAAAGCCUCGACAGGUUCUGGACGACCAUCGACCAGCUCGUUUACAACUCGUGCGGAAAGCUAGACGAAACCGCGACAGGGAAGCUACUGUCGCGAGACCGCAGUUUGCAACGCACACAAGAGUGGGUGGACGAGCCCGUGAUGACGACUGAGAGACCAGAACAAGGAUCACCAGAAGCCGGUCACGCGAAUGCCGCGCUCAUUUAUAGGCCGUUAUCCACUCUGUAUUUUGAGUCUCCGGGGAAAGCAAUGGUUGCCGAGCCUAACGACCUGCCGAAGUUAAAGGUAAAGACGAAAGGGAUUGCAUCGAGCGCAAAGAGCGAUCCCGAUCCCGAGCUUCCGUCGGAUAGGACUGCCAAUGAUCCCCCACCUGUUUUCGUGGGCGCUCGAGACCUCAAAGUGUUCAACACGCUCUUCUUUGACCCGACCGUGUCGUCUCACCCGGGAGAAAUGCCGUGGAACGACUUCCUGCAUGCCAUGACCUCCACAGGCCUGUUCACUGCGGAGAAGCUUUACGGGUCCGUCUGGCAGUUCCAGCGAGUCAAUGCAUCCGAUCAAAGCCGAAUCCAGUUCCACGAGCCACAUCCCCACGGCAAGAUACCGUUUGUGCUGGCGAGACGCUUCGGCAGGAGACUGAAUAGGCACUUUGGCUGGGUUCGGGGGACUUUUGUGUUGAAAGAAAAAUAAAGCAACUACUCCCGCAUGACGCUUGAUCUCAGCGAGAUGCAUUAAUUCGUCAUGACCCUUGGUUCCUUAAUGACCCGCUACGAUGUGGGGUAUAUAGCAGUUGUUUGAAUAACAUACAGUAGAGCUAAA
Purpureocillium takamizusanense is the source of this 3018-nucleotide messenger RNA. RefSeq lists its product as uncharacterized. The transcript has a single exon. The coding region runs from base 235 to 2889 and encodes 884 amino acids. NCBI's taxonomy places the organism in Eukaryota, Fungi, Ascomycota, Sordariomycetes, Hypocreales, Ophiocordycipitaceae. The record is from RefSeq and is a predicted model, not a curated record.